Messenger RNA from Capsaspora owczarzaki ATCC 30864, 1469 nucleotides. RefSeq lists its product as hypothetical. Gene Ontology annotation, biological process: tRNA processing. The coding region runs from base 103 to 1422 and encodes 439 amino acids. The transcript has a single exon. The record is from RefSeq and is a predicted model, not a curated record. Gene Ontology annotation, cellular component: nucleolar ribonuclease P complex. Lineage: Eukaryota; Filasterea; Ministeriida; Capsasporidae.
GCUCUGCUCUGUGAAUCACGACAGGUAUCCGACCAACUCCGACUACUCCCAGUUUAACUUGCUUGGAAGAGAAAAAUCUGGCCAUCCCUAGAGGCUUGGUUGAUGGCGUCGUCGUCGUCGUGGUCGUCGGUGGCUGGAGCAGCAGUCGCGGCGGAUCCGCUCAGCGCCGCAGCAGUGAUGGCGCGGCUCGACCACCUGUGGAAUGCCGCCCACAGCGUCUGCGCAACGUCGCCUGCGGUUGCGCGCACAAUGAUGUACGAGUUCCUUGCGCUGGCUCGCGCGGCGUCCGUCCGCCUGCCCGGUGCAGUGACGCGCCGCGUGUGCACAUGCUGCGGCAACAUGCUGCUCCCGGGGCUCGCAGGCACCCAAGUCCGACUCGUCGCAACCAGCAUCAAGAAGAAGAGCAAGAAGAGCAAGAGCAUGGCACAGCUCAAACAAGCAGAAUCGAGUCGUGUCAAUGGUAGGACAACGUCAGGCUCAACCAAUUCUGACACUACGACAAAUGCAGCCGCUGGAUUGGGUAAACCCGCCGCGGCGACCGCUUCCAAACGCACGCUCAGACGAAGAGCAAUGCGAUCGCACCACGGAAUGGCUGCAGACAGGUCCGAGCCUGGGAAAGCGACGCCAGCCAAUGCCUCCGGAAAACCCAACCGACAGCCACCAACGUCGACGCCCUCGACGAACGCAAGGCCUGCCAAGGCACGGCGACGACAGCGCGAUUACAUUAUUGUCAAGCACCCCGGGGAGAAUGCCAACGAGGGCAAUGCCGGCCCAUCAGCUCCCUUCAAGUUUAGUUUGACCGAUCCGUUUGGCAUCAACAGCGCUGCCACCGCGCAGCCUGUACCUGUAAACCAUCUGCAUGUCACCUGUGGUGCAUGUUCCACCAGGCACAUACAUCCAGGCGGCUUUGGACCUACUAGGAGGGGGGCUCAAAGUGCUGCUGCUGCUGCCGCUGUUGUUGCUGCUGGCGCGACUCCCCCACCGCAGCGAGCGACCGCGGCUGUACCCCUCACAGUCGCUCGGAGUGCACCUGCAAGCGCGGUGCAAUCUCCUGCAGCAUCUCCAAAGCCGACACCAGGGGGGACCAUGUCCCCCGUACCAUCAUCAUCAUCGUCUGCCGUGCCGGCUGUUGCUGCCGUCGCCUCCGCCUUGCACGCCAAAUCACUUCCAGCAUCCGCACUCACCUCCCGCCAAGCUUCGCCAUUUGCAACGCCAACAUCUUCCGUCCCACCAUCCCCGGCUUUCGGCAAACCCGCCGGCUCACCAUCCACCCUCCCCGCCAAACCAGCGCCGGCCAAGCCCGCUGCAGGCAAGAGCAAGUCUCUCAAGGCGCUCCUCGUGCAAAGCAAGGCCCCUGCCGGCGGCCAGCCGCCCUCCGACUCUGGCGGUGCCUCUCUGCUGGACUUUUUGUCUUCGCUUUGAUUUUUUUUGUUCUGUGGCUGUGCUGUGGUUGUUUCUAAUUUAUUCAU